AUGAUUGUCUCUUUACCUCUCCGUCGGUUCUUAUCUAUCUAUCUAUCUAUCUAUCUAUCUAUCUAUCUAUCUAUGAGGUUGUUUCUUUCUUUCUAUCUACCUAUCUAUCUAUCUAUCUAUCUAUCUAUGAGGCUGUUUCUAUCUAUCUAUCUAUCUAUCUAUCUAUCUAUCUAUCUAGUUGGUUGUUUCUAUCUAUCUAGGUGGUUGUUUCUAUCUAUCUAUCUAUGCAUAGUCAGUUCAUUAUCUAUCUAUCUAUCUAUCUAUCUAUGCUUAUUCAGUUCAUUGUCUAUCUUAAUCUAUUCAUUUCUAUCUAUCUAUCUAUCUAUUGGUGCUGCUAUAUAUAAAAAUCUAUUUCAUAUUCAUGAACAAUUAUUCUUUCUUUCUUUCUUGCUUUCUUUCUUUCUUUCUUGCUUUCUUUCUUUCUUUCUUUCUUUCUUUCUUGCUUUCUUGCUUUCUUUCUUUCUUUCUUUCUUUCUUUCUUUCUACCUUCCAUCCAUUCUUUCUUUCCUUCUCUUUUUAUUCUGCAUUCUCUCUAUUCUUUCUUUCUUUAUUUCCUUUUUUCUUUCAUGUCCUACCCUCUCUCCAUUCUUUCCUUCCUUAUUUUAUUCUGCCUUCUUUCUUUCUUUCUUUUAUUUUGCUCUUUCUCAUUUCGUUUUUCUUUCUUUUAUUUUUCCUCUUUCCAUUCUUUCUUUCUUUCUUUUAUUCUUCCUCUUUCCAUUCUUUCUUUCUUUCUUUUAUUCUUCCUCUUUCCAUUCUUUCUUUUAUUUUCCUCUUUCUAUUCUUUUCUUUCUUUUCUUUCUUUUUAUUUUCCUUCCAUCCAUUUUUCUUUCUUUCUUUUAUUUUUCCUCUUUCCAUUCUUUUCUUUCUUUCUUUUAUUCUUCCUCUUUCCAUUCUUUUUCUUUCUUUCUUUCUUUUAUUCUUCCUCUUUCCAUUCUUUCUUUCUUUUCUUUUAUUUUCCUCUUUCUAUUCUUUCUUUUCUUUUUUUAUUUUCCUCUUUCCAUUCUUUUUUUUUUUUCUUUUAUUUCUUCCUCUUUCCAUUCUUUUUUUCUUUCUUUUCUUCUACAUUCUUUCCAUUCUUUCUUUCUUUCUUUUAUUCUUCCUCUUUCCAUUCUUUCUUUCUUUCUUUUAUUUUCCUCUUUCCAUUCUUUCUUUCUUUCUUUUAUUCUUCCUCUUUCCAUUCUUUCUUUCUUUCUUUUAUUCUUCCUCUUUCCAUUCUUUCUUUCUUUCUUUUCUUCUACAUUCUUUCCAUUCUUUCUUUCUUUCUUUUAUUCUUCCUCUUUCCAUUCUUUCUUUCUUUCUUUUAUUCUUCCUCUUUCCAUUCUUUCUUUCUUUCUUUUAUUUUCCUCUUUCCAUUCUUUCUUUCUUUCUUUUAUUCUUCCUCUUUCCAUUCUUUCUUUCUUUCUUUUAUUUUCCUCUUUCCAUUCUUUCUUUCUUUCUUUUAUUCUUCCUCUUUCCAUUCUUUCUUUCUUUCUUUUCUUCUACAUUCUUUCCAUUCUUUCUUUCUUUCUUUUAUUCUUCCUCUUUCCAUUCUUUCUUUCUUUCUUUUAUUUUCCUCUUUCCAUUCUUUCUUUCUUUCUUUUAUUCUUCCUCUUUCCAUUCUUUCUUUCUUUCUUUUCUUCUACAUUCUUUCCAUUCUUUCCCUUUUUAUUCUGCGUUAUCCCUGUUCUUUCUUUCUUUCUUUCUUUCUUUCUUUCUUUCUUUCUUUUCAUUACUUUUUCCUUCUUUUUGUGUUUUUCUUUUUCUCUUUUCUCCUCUUUGUUUUUUUUUAAAUUUAUUCUCAUCCUUUCUUUCCCUCCCUACCCGCUCUCUCUCUCUCCCCCUCUCUAUCUCCCCCUCUCUCCCCUCUCUCCCCCUCUCCCCCUCUCCCCCCUCUCUACCCCCCUCUCUAUCUCCCCCCCUCUCUCUCUCUUAUUCAGUCGUUUUCAUAUUAAUCUCAUUUAUUCAUUCUUCUCUUCAUUCACAUUUUAUAUUUUCUAA
Molecule: messenger RNA, 1977 nt
Organism: Acanthosepion pharaonis
Lineage: Eukaryota; Metazoa; Mollusca; Cephalopoda; Sepiida; Sepiidae
Source: the annotation of a GenBank genome assembly